AUGAAUUCCAAGCUCUUCCUGCUGACUGCCCUGGCGGCUGUGAUGAUGAUCGCAAGUGCGACGGCCCAAGGCGGACCCUGCCCGGGCGGCUUUUGGCCCGAUGCCAGCGGCUGCUGCCCCCAGCUCAUCAACGGCUUCGGCUACUACCGCGACGUCAAGAACCAGUGCUACCCCAAGAGCAUCGGCGGCCACGUCUUCUACGCUGACUCCAACGGGUGCUACCCGAACGAGCACGGCGUCUACAACCCGGCGGGCCAGUCGUGCCCGAGCGGACAGCAGUGCCACCCCAGCUGUGUGAGGCCCGACGGCUCGUCCUCGACCACGACCAAGCAGCAGACGACCACCCAGCAGCAGACCACAACCCAGCAGCAGACCACCACCAAGCAGCAGACCACGACUCCGCAGGAGACUACCACGACCAAGGAGGUGACCACGACCAAGCAGCAGACCACCACUCCUCGCGAGACCACGACGACCAAGGAGGUGACCACCACCAAGCAGCAGACCACCACUCCGCAGGAGACCACGACGACCAAGGAGGUGACUACGACCAAGCAGCAGACCACCACCCCGCAGGAGACCACCACAACCAAGGAGGUGACCACCACCAAGCAGCAGACCACCACUCCUCAGGAGACCACGACGACCCAGCAGCAGACCACCACUCCUCGCGAGACGACCACCACCAAGCAGGAGACCACCACGACCAAGCAGCAGACCACGACUCCGCAGGAGACCACCACGACCAAGGAGGUGACCACGACCAAGCAGCAGACCACCACUCCUCAGGAAACUACGACGACCAAGCAGCAGACCACGACCCAGCAGGAGACCACAACCACCAAGCAGCAGACCACGACUCCUCAGGAGACCACCACGACCCAGCAGCAGACCACCACUCCUCGCGAGACCACCACGACCAGGCAGGAGACCACGACCACCAAGCAGCAGACCACGACUCCCCAGGAAACCACCACGACCAAGCAGCAGACCACGACCCAGCAGCAGACGACGACUCAACAGCAGACGACGACCAAGCAGCAGUGCCCCGGUGGCCAGAAGCCGGACCGCAAUGGGUGCUGCCCGCGUCUGAUCAACGGCAAGUGGUACUACCGCGACGGCCGCGGCUGCUAUCCGACCCAGACCUCCAAGGGCGUGUUCUACGCCGACGGCAACGGGUGCUACCCCAACGACCACGGCGUCUACCUGAAGGCCGGCCAGAGCUGCCCCCACGAACGCCAGUGCAUGCCCGAGUGCGACAACUGA
Molecule: messenger RNA, 1266 nt
Organism: Acanthamoeba castellanii str. Neff
Lineage: Eukaryota; Discosea; Longamoebia; Acanthamoebidae
Product: IgA-specific serine endopeptidase
Exons: 2
Coding region: 1-1266 (421 amino acids)
Source: RefSeq, a predicted model, not a curated record